AGGUGUUAGUUUUAGUCUUCCAAGUUCUGACAGAAACCCAUAAAAGCAGGUCCCUUUUUACACUAAAAACUGACCCCAUCACGUGAUCUCCUCCUCCCCCUCUCCCACCAAUGUCAUAUGUUCGUUGAAGUUCCCUCUUCUCUCUGAACAGCUGUUUUCUUUGACACUCUUUCGAGCCUUCAAUUGCUGCCCUUGGAAGGCGCAUCUGCGUAAGCCCCAGAUCUGCCUCUGCAGGGAAGGGCAAAUGGGUGUUAUUUCCCGGAAGAUUUUCCCAGCAUGUGGGAAUAUAUGCAUAUGCUGCCCUGCUCUGAGGUCAAGAUCUCGACAACCAGUCAAGCGUUACAAGAACCUGCUGGCUGACAUCUUCCCGAGAUCACCUGAUGCCCCCCCAAAUGAGCGGAAGAUUGUGAAGUUAUGUGAAUAUGCUGCGAAAAACCCUUUCAGGAUCCCAAAGAUUGUAAAGUUUCUGGAAGAAAGGUGCUGCAAAGAAUUGCGCUCUGAGCACAUCAAGUUCAUUAAUAUAAUCGUGGAAGCUUACAGCAAGUUGCUUUGCAUGUGUAAAGAGCAAAUGGCAUAUUUUGCAAUCAGUAUACUGAAUGUUGUUAAUGAACUGUUGGAUAAUCCCAAGCCACAGCAAAAUGCAGUGCAGAUAAUUGGCUGCCGGGCCUUAACUAGGUUUAUUUACAGUCAGGUAGAUGGAACUUAUACAUAUAAUAUUGAAAAUCUGGUUCACAAAGUAUGUAAACUAGCUCGCCAGUCUGGAGAAGAGGAUGAAAAGCGCUGUUUGAGAGCAUCAAGCUUGCAAUGCCUUUCAGCCAUGGUCUGGUUCAUGGCAGAGUUCUCUCACAUCUUUGUUGGUUUUGAGGAGAUUGUGCAUGUCACUUUAGAUAACUAUGAGUCAGAGAGACAAAAUGAAGAUGAUGAUGAAAGAGGGGGGGCAAAUCAUAAUUGGGUGGAUGAAGUGGUUAGAUGUGAAGGAAGAAUUGGUGCUGGUGCUGGUGUUGGUACAGAAGUCUCUAGCUGCACAAUUGUCAGACUUCGACCAGAAAAGAAAGAUCCUUCCCUUUUGACCAGUGAUGAGAUUGAGACACCAAAAGUGUGGGCGCAAAUAUGUAUCCAAAGAAUGGUUGAAUUGGCCAAAGAAACUAUAACUAUGCGGCGUGUACUGGAUCCAAUGUUUCUGUACUUUGAUACCAGGCAGUGCUGGGUUCCUCGUCAUGGAUUGGCAGUAAUCAUUUUAUCUGAUAUAUGCUACUUUGUCGAAGGUUCAGGGAUCCGGCAGUUUAUUUUGACUUCUGUGAUUCAUCAUUUGGACCACAAAAAUGUUUCUCAAGAUCCUCAAGUUAAAUCUAACAUCAUCCAAACUGCUACUUAUUUGGCCCAGCAAAUUAGAUCCGAAGCUGUACUCUCAGAUAUUGGAUUCAUUAGUGACCUAUGCAGGCAUCUGAGGAAAAGUCUUCAAGCAUCUGUUUUAUCAGUUGGAGAACAAGAGUUAAACUUGAAUAUAUCACUCCAAAAUGAUAUUGAAGAUUGCUUAUUCGAGACCGUCAAAGGGAUAGCUGAUGCACGGCCACUAUUUGAUAUGAUGGCAAUAACGCUGGAGAAGCUACCAUCUAUUAUAGAUGUUGUCAGGGCAACAAUUGUAUCACUGAUCAUUCUUGCUCAUGUUGUUUCAUCAACAUAUGUCUCUCCACUUUCACAGCAGGUGUUUCCAGAGGCACUUCUUAUUCAACUUUUAAAGUUGAUGUUGCAUCCCGACAUUGAAGUACGUGCUGGAGCACAUCAAUUAUUCUCUGCUAUUCUCAUUCCAAGUUCUAAUUAUCCACGGCGUGAUGUUUCUAACUUUCCAAGGAGAUGGCACUCCAGUACAUCGUCUGCCUUUGCUUCAGUUACAGCUCUACUUAAAAGGCUCCAGAAAGAAAGGAGUGGAACUAGAACAGAAAAUCACGGGAUUAGUGUUCAAGAUGACAUUAAAGAAAGGGAAGAUGCUGAAGAAUGGAAGCAGGCUCGAGCUCUCAAGAAUUCCCCUAAUUUUCUCAAAAUAAGUUCUAUUAUUGACAAGACAGCUGGAUCAACCAGUUUGACUGGGGUUGAACCAUCUGUCAUGAAAUUUAGCGAGGAUCAAGUAGCCCAGUUGUUGUCAGCCUUUUGGAUACAGGCUAAUCUUCUUGAUAAUCUUCCUUCAAAUAUUGAAGCUAUUGCUCAUUCUUACUGCUUAAUGCUUAUUUCUUUACGCCUUAAGAAUUCCGAUAACAACCUGGUGGUCCGCAUCUUUCAGCUGCCUCUAUCACUAAGGAGUAUGGCAUUGGACCCUAGCAAUGUUAUGUGGCCUCCAGCAUACCAGAGAUUAAUUCUUAUAUUAUCAACAGCAAUGUUGGCAUUUGCAGCAAAGAUCUAUCAAAUUCCUGAUAUAAUUGAUUCAGUCAAGCCCAUAGUUGAAUGUGAUGUUGAUCCCCAUGUAAGCAUCAAUGAUGAUUACCAACUAUGUAUCAAACCUCAGGCAGAUGUCAGGGCAUAUGGAUCUGUCACUGAUAAUCAAGCAGCUGCAUCUUUACUUUGUGAUUUGCAGAACACAAUCUAUAAAAGUGACAAGAUUGUUUUGGAUAGUUUAGCAAAUAGUUUAUCCAGCAUUACCGAGCUGGAGGCAGAUGAGCUAGUUAACCUGCUUUCGGAACCGUUCACACCUGAUGAUGCAUUCAUGUUUGGUCCUCAUUCUGUACUGGAUCUGGAUCGCAUUGGACAUUCCAACGAAUCUCUUUCUUGUGAUGGGGAUUUUCUGACAAAUUCAGUUGGAGAGGAUGAUGUGGCUAGUGAAUCUUCUGCUGUUGAGCUCUCUCGGUUCAUCCCCAAGACACCAAAAUCACCUUUGACAUCUCAGAUUAUUAGCAUUGGGCAGCUUAUGGAAUCGGCGCUCGAGGUAGCUGGUCAGGUGGCUGGGGCAUCUGUUUCAUCAACACCCCUUUCGUACAGCGCCAUGGCCAGUCACUGUGAUGCUCUUGGCACUUGUACAAGAAAGAAGCUCUCAAGUUGGUUGACCGAUGGAAGUCAGUACACCAAUACAUGCAAAAAACUGCCUUUGCUUUCCCAAGAUGUGCGCUCUGAAACAAUCAAGGUGAAUAAUGGAGAUGGAACUGUGCCGGGAUCAAUGGUGGCGAUGGACCCGUGGUUGGCUCUACGGCUGCCUCCUGCCAGCCCUUUCGACAACUUCCUCAGAGCGGCUAGGUAUUAAGAAGAGGAAGAGGAAGGGGCUGUAUGCCGUCUGUUUGUGUAUCUGAAUGUAUGUAUAGUCAGUCUAUCAGCUGUUUAGGAUGUUUUAGCAGCAGCAGCCCAGCUUAUGAGUCCACUCAAUUCACAUUUCUGGCUUUCCAUUGCCUGUUCUAUCAUCACUUGCAUUGUUUGGAUCUCUCUCUCUAUAUCUAUCUAUCUAUCUAUCUAUAUUGCUAUUA
Molecule: messenger RNA, 3446 nt
Organism: Diospyros lotus (date-plum)
Lineage: Eukaryota; Viridiplantae; Streptophyta; Magnoliopsida; Ericales; Ebenaceae
Product: protein SEMI-ROLLED LEAF 2
Exons: 20
Coding region: 245-3229 (994 amino acids)
Source: RefSeq, a predicted model, not a curated record